This is a messenger RNA of Melospiza melodia melodia, 4171 nucleotides long. RefSeq names its product family with sequence similarity 171 member A1 (gene FAM171A1). The transcript has 8 exons. Gene Ontology annotation, cellular component: plasma membrane. Lineage: Eukaryota; Metazoa; Chordata; Aves; Passeriformes; Passerellidae. Gene Ontology annotation, biological process: stress fiber assembly; regulation of cell shape. The record is from RefSeq and is a predicted model, not a curated record. The coding region runs from base 312 to 2999 and encodes 895 amino acids.
UAAACGGGAGCGGAAUUAAAGAAUAAACCCGAGCGGACAGGCAGCGGGGCCGCGGAGCUCUCCCGCCUCCCCUUCCUUCCCGCUCGCCUGCGCCGCCCGCCUGCCUGGGGGGACAGCGCGGGACGCGGAGCCGGGGCGCAGCGGCGGGACGACAAUGCAGCAGGCGGAGAAAGCAGGAGGGGCAGCGCACGGCAACAUGGAGGGAGGCGCGGAGCGGGCCAGCCCCUGAUGCGGCUCUUUCUCCUCCUCCUCCGGGCAGCGGCUCCGGCGGCGAUUCUCUCCCUGGCGGCGGCUGGCGGCGGCGGGUGGAAAUGAGCAGGUCGGCGGCGCUUCUCCUCUGCCUGCUGGGCUGCAACGUGUGGAAGGCGGUGACCAAAACCUUAGGGGCGCCCGAGGCGGCUCAAGAAGUAACGCUGAAGGUCCAUGUAAGUGAUGCCAGCACCCAUCAGCCAGUAACUGAAGCCUUCAUUGAGAUUUUUACCAACCAGAUCUCCAUUGCAUCUGGAACCUCAGGAGCAGAUGGCACUGCCUUCCUCAAGUUUCAGUAUAAGUUGGGCAAUCAGCUGAUAGUGACUGCUAGUAAACAUGCAUAUGUGCCAAAUUCUGCACCAUGGAAACCUGUAAGAUUGCCUGUGUUCUCCUCACUGAGCCUUGGCCUUCUUCCUGAACGCUCAGCUACUCUGAUGGUCUAUGAUGAUGUAGUCCAGAUAGUCUCAGGAUUUCAAGGUGCCCGGACUCAGCCACAAGUUCACUUUCAGAGAAGAUCUGUGAAAUUGCCAGAGAACACUAGCUACAGUGAUUUGACAGCAUAUCUGACUGCAGCCAGUUCACCCUGGGAAGUGGACAGUUUCCCUUAUUUGCAGGGAUUAGAUGGAAAUGGAACAGGAAACAGCACCAGGUAUGACCUCACCCCUGUCACUGCCGUCAGCGUCCACCUCCUGAGCAGCGAUGGCAGCCCCGUCCCCGUCAACGGCCCCAUCUACGUAACAGUGCCUCUGCCAGCAAACAGCAACCUGAAACACAAUGCACACGUUCCAGCAUGGAGGUUUGACCAAAAAUUUGGGACAUGGCUGAAGAGUAGUUUGGGCAUUGUACAGCAAGAAGGAAAUCAGUUGACUUGGACUUACAUUGCACCUCAGCUGGGCUACUGGGUUGCAGCUAUGUCACCUACUAUCCCAGGUCCCGUUGUAACACACGACAUUACCAGCUAUCACACAAUGUUUCUUUUGGCAAUUUUAGGAGGGAUGGCUCUCAUACUUCUAGUCUUGCUGUGUCUGCUUUUGUAUUAUUGCAGAAGAAAAUGUCUAAGACCACGUCAACAUCAUAAGAAACUGCAACUUUCGACAGCACUGGACACUUCUAAGAAGGAUCAAGCAACCUCAAUGUCCCAUAUAAAUUUAAUAUUUUCACGUCGUGAGUCAGAAUUUCCAGGUGGAUUGUCUGUUGCUAGCAAUGGACACGCUGAAAACUCAGGGGCAAAGGAAUUAAUCAGUGCUGUCCACAUGGAGAUGGUAUCACCUACUGGAGAAGCAGAUAUGCAUACACCUAUGCUCAAACACUCCUUCAGUACUUCCCAGGAGUUUAGCUCCCGAGAGGAAUUGCUCUCUGACAAGGAGAAAGACAAGAGCAGAAUUUCCUUGGAUGACCUGACUCCCAGUGGGUCUCUAAGAAAAGACUACCACAAGUCAGCAGAUAGUUUUCCUCUAAAGACAAGAAAAUCUACAGAAACAGCUGAAGGCUAUGAGUCCCCUAUCAAAGAGGAGUAUAGGAGAAGUUACAAUGCUAUGCUGUCUCAGCCUUUAUUUGAAAAGCAAGAGAGAGAAGUUCAAGUAUCUAUGAACCAUAUUGCUACUGGAAGUAAAUACAAUAUUCAGGAACAAAUAUACCCCACACCUUCAGCCCCUGAAAAAGAGCUGCUGGACUGCAGACCUACUGAUUGUAUGAUGUCUCGUUCAGUUGAUCACCUUGAAAGACCUACGUCUUUCCCCCGACCAGGUCAGUUAAUCUGCUGCAAUUCUGUCGACCAAGUCAAUGACAGUGUUUACAGAAAGGUUUUGCCUGCGCUGGUCAUCCCAGGUCAUUACAUGAAGCUGCCUGGAGAACACCCUUUUGUUAGCCAGCCCUUGGUUGUCCCAGCUGACCAGCAGAUUGAUAUAGAAAGACUUCAGGCUGAGCUUCCUAACCCUCACGCACGGCUCUUCCCACACCCUGCCCAGCAGCUGCAGCCCCAGCAGUUGGCAUCCCAAGCAAUAUCUCAGCAACAUUUGCAAGAUGCAGGUGCAGCUGAGUGGAGUCAGCAAAACGCUUCCAUGUCUGAAUCUAUUUCCAUUCCUGCCUCUCUUAACGAUGCAUCCCUGGCUCAGAUGAAUAGCGAAGUGCAGCUUCUUACAGAAAAGGCUUUGAUGGAAUUGGGAGGUGGGAAGCCAUUGCCUCACCCUCGAGCAUGGUUUGUUUCUCUAGACGGGCGUUCCAAUGCUCAUGUUAGACAUUCAUACAUUGAUCUCCAAAGAGCUGGUAGGAACGGGAGCAACGACGCCAGUUUGGACUCUGGUGUUGACAUGAAUGAACCGAAAUCUGCCCGAAAGGGAAGAGGAGAUCAUCUGUCUGCACCUCAGAGUCACCCCCCAGUGCAGGAGCACCAGCAGAGAGAGCGGAAGGUUUCAGACAGCACAGCUUACACACAGCUCGUGUACUUGGAUGACAUGGACCAAAGUGGCAGCGAGUGUGGAACAGCCGUUUGUAGCCCCGAGGACAAUGCUCUCCGGUGCCUCCUGGAAGGCACCAGUAAGAGAAGUGGUGUGCAGCUGCCCAGCCUGCAGGAGGAAACCAGAACUGUGGAUACCAAACCAGAGCCAUUAACUAGUCCUGAACAUGGAACAUCCGUUCAAGAUGAUGAUGAUGAAGAUGAGGAGGAUGAGGAAGAUGACCAAGGGGAAGAUAAGAAGAGUCCUUGGCAGAAACGAGAGGAAAGACCACUAAUGACUUUCAAUCUAAAAUGAGCUAUUGUGAAAAUCCACCCUUCAGUGGAGUAUAAAAUUGCCAAAUAUCCUUUCUGUGGAAGUGCUUGAUAUUUUUUUCUUUUUUUCUUCUUUUUUUUUUUUAUAUUGUGGAGAGAAAAGAGAAAAACAAACUGUGGUGAGCAACAUUUGAAAGAACUUAAAUGCAUUACUGUGUAAAUGUUAGAAAAGAAUUAAAAUCAUUCCUCUGAUUUAACAGCUGCCUCCAGUGAGAUAGCUGAACAAAGAGUGUGAUUGUUAUUCCAUAUACUUGAUAUUGGUCAUCCAGGAUGUUGAAAAUACUGACAAAUUGUUUUGGUUGGUUUAUGACCUCAAUCUCCUUAUGAAUGGGAGCUGGUAAAGCUUUUGUUUUGUAGGCCAAUUUUAUGUUGAUAAUGCUACUGAAAGUAUCUUAAAAACAGGAGUUUGACACAUGGUGUCCAAAAUUGUGCAUUAUCUCAAUGAAAGGCUAUGCAUUGCUGCUUUUAGUAAUAUUUUGCUUAUACUAUGCUUUUCUUAAUUUUACAAGUUGGUUGUAAACAUAUUAUGUCCUUUAUUAUAAACUACUCAGCAAUUUAUUUUAAUGUACAACUGCAGGAAACUUGAGUAGCAUCCCUUAGCAUUGAAGCCUUUUUAUGAAACCAAACUGAACUUUGUGUCAACUAAGAUUCCUCCAAUUCUGGUACCAUUUUCUCAAAGUGCCUUUUUUACAGUAACAAUGAACAGUCCCUUCUUUUGCUAAGUCCUUUUAAUUGACCCCAUUUGAGAUUUUAUAAACUUCUGAACUUCUACCUUUUAUUUUAAGCUGCAUGCCAAGAGUCCCAUUUUGUGCUGAGCAUUUCUCAUUUCAAUACAGUGUAUUCUGUAGCUAUCAUGUAUAUUGUGGAUUCUGUUUAGCCAGGAUAGACUUAGAAGACAUUUUAAAGGGCCCAGAGUAGCCAAGAAGAUAGUUUCAGUGACUGUAUAUAUUGUUAGUUUCCUCUGGAAUCCCAUGAGCUAAUCAUGCUCAUAUAAAAUGGACUAUCGACCGAGCAAGUGGACUGAAUGUGUCUAAAAAAAUAGGGGAAAAAACAAAUGUACUAUCCAAAAGUGCCAGAAUUACUCUUCUGUGCUUUUUCCAUACAGAGCUGCUUGGUUAUCCAAAAAUUAUAAUUGAAAAUAAACUGCAAAAAGUA